This is a messenger RNA of Enhydra lutris kenyoni (northern sea otter), 5020 nucleotides long. RefSeq names its product tyrosine kinase non receptor 2. The record is from RefSeq and is a predicted model, not a curated record. The coding region runs from base 1280 to 4204 and encodes 974 amino acids. The transcript has 14 exons. Gene Ontology annotation, biological process: negative regulation of epidermal growth factor receptor signaling pathway; regulation of keratinocyte differentiation; signal transduction. NCBI's taxonomy places the organism in Eukaryota, Metazoa, Chordata, Mammalia, Carnivora, Mustelidae. Gene Ontology annotation, cellular component: extrinsic component of cytoplasmic side of plasma membrane. Gene Ontology annotation, molecular function: ATP binding; protein binding; protein tyrosine kinase activity.
CGGCGGGCGGACGUCGACGCCGGGAGGCUAGGGCUAGGAGGCAGGCCUGGGACGUGGGGGUGGCCGCGGAACCCGAGGGGGCGCCAACGCGCAGCCCCCUCCCCAGGGGUACGGGGCGGAAGGACCCGGGCGGUGGGCGGUGUGAGCGCGCGCCGAGGGCAGCACCAUCUGGAGGGGUGGGACCGCGCGGCCUCUUGGGGGCAGGCGAGUGCGCUGGGCAGUGCGGGCGGGGGGCGUCGGGCGGGGAGCGCAGGAAGAGCACGGUGGGCUCAGCCCGGCGCUGCCGGAGCAGCAGCCACAACGGGUCGGGGUUCUCAGCUGGGGCCCGCAGCUGCUCCGCGGGCUGAAGCUCGGCGUGGAGGAGCAGGGGGGCGUGGGUCCGGCCGUGCAGGAGGAGGGCGGGGUGGGCCUGGGGGUGCAGGAACGGGGCGGCCGUGGCAGGGAGCCCAGCCUGGGGGUGGUGUGGGGUCUGUCGGACGGCGCGGACUGGAGGCGCCCGCCGCGGUGGACGGGCUCGGCGGGCUGGCCUGUGGUGCAGGAGGAGGGGCUGGGGCCCCGCAAGCAGCACCAGGAAAAGGGGGGAGGCAGCCCCGCAGUGCAGGAGCGUGGGGAGGCCCGCGCCGGGGUGCAGGAGCAGGGGGAGGGGAGCCCACGCAGGUUGCUGCAGCAGCCGGAGCCGCUCUCCGAGUUCGGGGACCGCUCCUGGGAGCGCGGGGAGGGGCUCGAAAGUUCUGGGGAGCAGGGGGGGCGGUACUGGGAGAGCUGCGGGCACCUCAGGCGGGAGGCGGUGGUCUUGGGAGCGGCCCCAGCACGCCGGGAGAGACUCGAGCUAGUGGGGAGGGCCCGGCCUGUGGGGCCCCAGGGGCCUGAGGGGGAGGGGCGCCUGGGGGUGCAGGAAGCAAAUUGGCUUCCUGGGGUGCAGGAAGGACAGGUGGUGCGGGCUGUCCAGGAGACAUACCUGGACGAAAAGGGGUCGAGGGAGGGAGAGGGGCCCCCUGAGGGGCCCAGGAUCCGGAGGCGCCGGCGGAGGAGGAGGUGGUAACCUGCAGGCCGGCUGCCCCGCACCGGGAUCGCUCCGGGGUCGAGGGGAGCGCAAGAUGUAGGGGUUUGGGGAUCGGAGCGUCGGAGCGUUGGAACCCACUGCGCGAGAGCAGGCAGUGUGUCCUACUGGAUCUUCUGCCACCUCAGCCUGGACCUGAUCGAAACUGUGUCGGCGGGGAGGCAGCAGAAGGCAGCAGGCCAGCGGCGGCUGUGGGAGGCUGUGAAGAGAAGAAAGGCCAUGUGCAAACGCAAGUCUUGGAUGAGCAAGGUGUUCAGUGGAAAGCGACUGGAGGCUGAGUUCCCUCCUCACCACUCUCAGAGCACCUUCCGGAAGACCUCACCCACACCAGGGGGCCCAGCAGGGGAGGGGCCCCUGCAGAGCCUCACCUGCCUCAUUGGGGAGAAGGACCUGCAUCUCUUCGAGAAGCUGGGAGAUGGCUCCUUUGGCGUGGUGCGCAGGGGCGAGUGGGAUGCCCCCUCGGGGAAGACGGUGAGUGUGGCUGUGAAGUGCCUGAAGCCUGACGUGCUGAGCCAGCCCGAAGCCAUGGACGACUUCAUCCGGGAGGUUAACGCCAUGCACUCGCUGGACCAUCGCAACCUCAUUCGCCUCUAUGGCGUGGUGCUCACGCCACCCAUGAAGAUGGUGACAGAGCUGGCGCCGCUCGGAUCGCUGUUGGACCGGCUACGCAAGCACCAGGGCCACUUCCUCCUGGGCACUCUGAGCCGCUAUGCUGUGCAAGUGGCCGAGGGCAUGGGCUACUUGGAGUCCAAGCGCUUCAUUCACCGAGACCUGGCUGCCCGGAACCUGCUGUUGGCUGCCCGUGACCUGGUCAAGAUUGGGGACUUUGGGCUGAUGCGUGCACUGCCCCAGAAUGACGAUCACUAUGUCAUGCAGGAGCAUCGCAAGGUGCCCUUUGCCUGGUGUGCUCCUGAGAGCCUGAAGACACGCACCUUCUCCCAUGCCAGUGAUACCUGGAUGUUUGGGGUCACACUGUGGGAGAUGUUCACCUAUGGCCAGGAGCCCUGGAUUGGUCUCAACGGCAGUCAGAUUCUGCAUAAGAUUGACAAAGAGGGGGAGCGUCUGCCACGGCCCGAGGACUGCCCCCAGGAUAUCUACAAUGUCAUGGUUCAGUGCUGGGCCCACAAGCCAGAAGACAGACCCACCUUUGUGGCCCUGCGGGACUUCCUGCUGGAGGCCCAGCCCACAGACAUGCGGGCCCUCCAGGACUUUGAGGAACCAGACAAGCUACACAUCCAGAUGAACGAUGUCAUCACCGUCAUCGAGGGAAGGGCUGAGAAUUACUGGUGGCGUGGGCAGAACACACGGACGCUGUGUGUAGGCCCCUUCCCGCGCAAUGUGGUGACCUCCGUGGCUGGCCUGUCGGCCCAGGACAUCAGUCAACCCCUGCAGAAUAGCUUCAUCCACACGGGACAUGGCGACAGCGACCCCCGCCACUGCUGGGGCUUCCCUGACAAGAUCGACGAACUAUACCUGGGAAACCCCAUGGACCCUCCUGACCUGCUGAGUGUGGAACUGAGCACCUCCCGACCCACCCAACAUCUAGGAAGGGUGAAAAAGCCAACCUAUGACCCUGUGAGUGAGGACCAGGACCCCCUGUCCAGCGACUUCAAGAGGCUGGGCCUUCGGAAACCAGCACUGACCCGUGGGCUGUGGCUCGCAAAGCCCUCGGCUCGGGUACCGGGCACCAAGGCGGCUCGAGGCAGCGGGGGUGAGGUCACGCUCAUUGACUUUGGCGAGGAGCCUGUCGUGCCUGCCCCGCGGCCCUGCGCACCCUCGCUGGCGCAGCUGGCCAUGGACGCCUGCUCCUUGCUGGACAAGACCCCGCCACAGAGCCCCACACGGGCCCUGCCCCGGCCGCUGCACCCCACGCCCGUGGUGGACUGGGAUGCGCGCCCGCUGCCCCCACCUCCCGCCUACGACGAUGUGGCCCAGGAUGAGGAUGACUUUGAGGUCUGCUCCAUCAACAGCACCCUUGUGGGUGCAGGGGUCUGUGCGGGGCCCAGCCAGGGGGAGACCAACUACGCCUUUGUGCCUGAGCAGGCACCUCUGCUCCCUCCCCUGGAGGACAAUCUGUUUCUCCUGCCCCAGGCGGGGGUCAAGCUGCCCAGCUCGGCCCAGACUGCACAGAUCUUCCAGGCGCUGCAGCAGGAGUGCAUGCGGCAGCUGCAGGUCCCGGUGGCCUCCCUGGGCCCUUCUCCUGGCCUGGCGCCAGUGGGUGAGGACAAGCCCCAGGUGCCCCCCCGCGUGCCCAUACCCCCGAGGCCCACUCGCCCACGGGGCGAGCUGUCUCCGGCCCCCUCGGGUGAGGAGGAGCUAGGGCGGUGGCCCGGACCUGCCUCCCCUCCCCGGGUGCCUCCCCGGGAACCCCUGUCCCCUCAAGGCUCGAGAACCCCUAGCCCCCUGGUACCACCUGGAAGCUCCCCGCUGCCAGCCCGGCUCUCCAGCUCACCGGGGAAGACCAUGCCCACCACCCAGAGCUUCGCCUCCGACCCCAAGUAUGCCACGCCCCAAGUGAUCCAGGCGCCUGGCCCACGUGCAGGCCCCUGCAUUCUCCCCAUUGUCCGCGACGGCAAGAAGGUCAGCAGCACCCACUACUACCUGCUGCCGGAGCGCCCACCCUACCUCGAACGCUAUCAGCGCUUCCUGCGGGAGGCCCAGAGCCCUGAAGAGCCCGCCCCUCUGCCCGUGCCCCUGCUGCUGCCCCCGCCCAGCACCCCAGCCCCUGCCGCCCCCACGGCCACUGUUCGACCAAUGCCCCAGGCCGCCCCAGACCCCAAGGCCAACUUCUCCACCAACAACAGUAACCCAGGGGCCCGGCCACCAGCCAUGAGGGCCACGGCUCGGCUGCCACAGAGGGGCUGCCCUGGGGACGGGCCAGAGGCUGGACGGCCGGCAGACAAGAUCCAGAUGCUGCAGGCCAUGGUGCAUGGGGUGACCACAGAGGAGUGCCAGGUGGCCCUGCAGAGCCACAGCUGGAGCGUGCAGCGGGCUGCCCAGUAUCUGAAGGUGGAGCAGCUCUUUGGGUUGGGUCUGCGGCCGAGGAGCGAGUGCCACAAAGUGCUGGAGAUGUGUGACUGGAGCCUGGAGCAGGCCGGCUGCCGCCUUCUGGGCUCCUGCGGCCCUGCCCACCACAAGCGCUGAGAUGUCGGGAGAGCCAGAGGGUCUGCCCUGAAGGAAUCACUUGAGCCUGUCCAUCUGACAAGGGUGGGGAGAGACCCUGCCCCGGGCCUGGAGGACCUGCUGCCACUCGCUGCUCCUAGCGGCAGGGCAAGGCCAAGUCUGCGGGAGACUGGGAGCCCCGCCUUGCCAUCCCUCCCUCACCCAGUGCUGUCCCUGCAACUUUGGAUCAGCCCUCGGUGCCCUCAGCCAAGGGGCGGGAAGAAGCCCUGUGAAGGCAGGCCUGGUGGUGGCCUCAGCAUGCCCUGCAGCCAGCCUGCCUCUGGCUCCAGCCCUGGGUGUGGGGCCUGUGGCCAGAGCGUGUCCCCAGGCUCUGCUGGCCGGGAAGCCAGGCUGCACCCGUGCAAGGAGGAUGUGUUGGCCACACAGAAAGGGGGACCAGCACCCACAGGCCCUCCUCAGGGCAGGGCCCUUCUCCAGGGAUCCCCUGGUGGGCUGUUGGGGUGUCGGAGAGAAUGUGACUUGUGGCCUCGCCAUGGAUACGUUAUGGGACUUGGCUGGUCUUAGGAUCUUAUGCCUGGAGAUAGCCCUGAGUGGCUCAGGAAGCAGAGCAGGGGUGCCAGAUUGUUCUCUGGCAGGGACCAGGGCCCAAGGCCCCAGGGUUGGAAGGAGACCAAAGGGGCAGCUGCCCUGGAGGGACACCAGAGCUUCCUCUCUGACCCAGCUCCUCCCCUAUGCUGUUCCCUGUUUUCCUGCCAGCCUCUGCCGCCAGAGUUGCUGCCCCAGCUAUGGAUCCCUGCUUCUUCCAGAUAAAUAAAGCUAGUUUCUAUUUUAUGUUAA